Hydatigera taeniaeformis is the source of this 669-nucleotide messenger RNA. The record is from the annotation of a GenBank genome assembly. NCBI's taxonomy places the organism in Eukaryota, Metazoa, Platyhelminthes, Cestoda, Cyclophyllidea, Taeniidae.
AUGUUUCGCUGUAGUUACGACGGUUGUUCGGAUGAUUCAUCGUCCGGGGAGUAUGUAUUUUAUUUUCUUAUUUUCAGAGAUUCGUAUCCUGAAGUUGACACAGAAUGUGCAGACGCAUUCGAAAAGAAGAUGAUGCUGGAGUUGCAGGCUGAUGUUUCUUCUUAUUCGAGUCAAUAUCGUAGUCCAGACAAAACUGGCGCAGGUACUGAGUUUCUUUCCCCACUGCUGUUGUCAUUUGUUAGCGUCAAUAUCUAUGCGGACGAUAAAUCAUCUGAAAAAGUCGAUCUAUUUUAUGACUCAGAUGAAGAUAAAAUAAAUGCGGAAUUCACGAAACACUUGCAGAAAGUCAGUCAAGGUGGUGAUCUUGGUGAUGGCAAGACGGAUGCAAUUCUUAAUUGUCCAGGUUGUAUGAGUCUGCUCUGUUUAAAUUGUCAAAGACACUCGAAAUACAAGACACAGUACAGGACUAUGUUUACUUUCAAUUGCAAAGUCGCGGAAGACGAAGUCAUUUGUCCCCCACUAAACGACCAGAACGCCAAUGCGGGUGAGGAUUCGAGUGAUAGAAGUGUUUAUAAACGGGUUUUGUGCGAGAUCUGUGAUACCCCUGUUGGUCUGCUGGAUUCUGAAGGUGUUUACCAUCUCUUUGGUGUGUUGGCAAGCCAUAGCUAG